AUGGCUGCAGAUACGGCCGAAGCGCAGCCGCGUCAAAGCCUCGAAUUUGUCGAGAGCUCUGUGCUGGAAGCGGUCGUUCCUGCAAAGUCUGAAAUCAACAUCAAAACCGCCAUCGAGUCUUGGGAUGGUGCGGGACAUGAUGAUGAUGGGUCCAUUCUACCUUUUCUGGAGCAGCGACAGGUGCUUCUCCUCGAUGAACUACUAGCUGUAUAUGUCGUCUUUCGAACACCGCUGUUGGAGGACUCUACCUUAAAGGGAUAUCUUGAAAGAUUGGUGGUUAAUGUGGAAGCAUUCGCCUUCAGCACUGCUCCCCCACCUGAGCAAGACCCAAAAUCAGGAACCCCAAAGGAGCUCAUUUAUUCUGGUACCAUCAAGCCGUCAGGUGAGCCUAGCAUUGUGUGCCAUGGUGAGGGUGACAAUGCCCAUACCUUUGUCAUCUGGAAGGUUGAUAUAUUCAUUGCCCGACCUCAGGGCAGGUUUCAUAAGCCCGCAGUUUACUUUCAACCCACGGCUUCCUUCAAGCCUGCAGAAAACCCCAAAGAAGAUGCACUGGAAGACGAUUAUCUCCCAAGCCGGGUGCCCGCACCACUGAAUCUACUUCAAUCAUUCGAGAACGACCCUGCUCUCGUAGGAAUUCACCCCCGGCUUUCGGCCAUGCGCAUCAGCAAAGUCACGCCGAGUGCUCCCGUUACAAGAGAAAUGGUCCGCCCUAUCCGGAAUGGCCAAAAGCCUAUAUUCAGGGUGCUCCCACCGCUCAUAUGGAGAGUAAGAUAUUCGAGACUCCAUGCAUCAGUGAAUGAUCUGUCUUUGAUCGCUUCCUUGGACCUAGAAGUCGCCCAGUUCGCUACAUACGAUGUUAGAAUCAAGGAUGUUAGGCUGACAUUACAUGGCGGCAAAACCAAAGAGUUGAGCACGGAACAAGACGCGACAGUUAGCCACAAGCCUGGCGACCAACUGACGUAUCUGUACAAGAUUAUUCCAGAUCUUGCCCCUGACGGAACCCCAUCACUUGGAACUAAGGGUCACUAUCUGAUCCUCAACGUUGAGGCCAAUGUCACCAUGUCUAGCGAUUGCCGGCCGGACAUUGCAAUUGAAUGGAAAACACCCGUCGAUUUUGCAUCUGAACAAACAUCUGGCCAUGCCAAGGCUUUUCACCGUCCCAACAGCUCUAUGAGUCAAAUGACAAACGCAUCUAAUCUGGAUGCUCUUAUUGGGUCCGAUUCUCAAGAUCAGCACGGACAUGCACUCUCGAGUAACGAGGUGAAUGUCACACUUACGAUUUCCGGUCCACCCAGCAUUCAAGUUGGCGAGAUCUUUACGUGGGACGUAUUCAUUGUCAACCGAUCCGAUAAAAUGCGAAGGCUGGCAAUCUUGGUCAUUGUAAAGCGACCAAGGGAUGGCGAGAAGAAGCAUAGAUCACAUCCGUCUACAUCAUCCGUAGGCGGUCCUCGUGUAGAAAGAAGAGAGCUAUUUGCAACAGCUGUCACGGAUGAGAAUGUUGUUUAUGCCAAGCAAAAGAGUACAAGGACAGAGACGGCAGAUUUGAUAUGUUUGACGACAGACAUACGCGUAGGACAACUUUCGCCUGGGUCUUGCUAUACGGCUGAUAUCAAGUUGCUCGCGCUCACUGCAGGUGUAUUGUCGGUCGAGUCCAUACGGGUGGUGGAUCUGGUUACCAACGAAGCUGUAGACAUCCGCGACUUGCCCAGUGUUGUCGCUGUGGCGCCAUGA
This is a messenger RNA of Bipolaris maydis ATCC 48331, 1731 nucleotides long. NCBI's taxonomy places the organism in Eukaryota, Fungi, Ascomycota, Dothideomycetes, Pleosporales, Pleosporaceae. The record is from RefSeq and is a predicted model, not a curated record.